This is a messenger RNA of Budorcas taxicolor (takin), 3233 nucleotides long. It is a transcript of the gene SPHK1, whose product is annotated as sphingosine kinase 1. Gene Ontology annotation, cellular component: cytoplasm; membrane; intracellular membrane-bounded organelle. Bases 629 to 1807 code for a protein of 392 amino acids. NCBI's taxonomy places the organism in Eukaryota, Metazoa, Chordata, Mammalia, Artiodactyla, Bovidae. The record is from RefSeq and is a predicted model, not a curated record. The transcript is spliced from 6 exons. Gene Ontology annotation, biological process: sphingosine biosynthetic process; cellular response to growth factor stimulus; negative regulation of apoptotic process.
GUGGCCCGGCUCCGGCUCAGCCUCCGCGCGACUUCGGCGCCGCUUCCACGAGCGCUGCGCGCGGCACCGCAGAGCCCGGCCCUUGGAAACGCGCGCGGCGAUCCGGGCAGCUCCAGAGCUCGGGGUAGAGGACACGGCGACCCGGCUGUUUCGGGCCGAGGAUCGCUCGCCCCGAACUUCGCUCGCGGCGAUGGCCACUCACCUUCUAGGAUUUUUUUACGCAACUGGACUCCCCUCCCCCUGGCGGCCCCCGGGGAGGGGCUUGAAGACCCGAUCCCACGGAGAGAGCCGGGGCUCUGACUCAUCGUCGGGCCGGAACCUGAGGUCCUAGAAAAGACAGGCUCUCAGGAAAAGACCCUUUCCCCCGGGGGGGGUGGGAGCUCAGUUCCAGGACCCGAGCGCUCUUGGUGGCACUGGACCUCGGCUUUCUGGACCUCUCGGAAAACUAGGCGAUGCCGAUCCGGCAACCGCAGGGAAUGACGCGGGCGGGGAGGGCGAGCCCCACAGCCGUCACCGAGAGGCCCGCCUGGGCAGCACCGAUAAGGAGCUGAAGUCAGGAGCCGCCGCGGCGGACAGCGUCCGGACAGUGCCGGGGACCCCUCGGCAGCGGGGGCCAGGGGGCGAGGUCAUGGAUGCAGCGGGCGGCUCCCGGAACCCGCUCCCAAGGCCCUGCCACGUGCUGGUGCUGUUAAAUCCGCGCGGGGGCAAGGGCAAAGCCCUGCAGCUCUUCUGGAGCCACGUGCAGCCGCUGCUGGCCCAGGCCGACGUCUCCUUCACGCUGAUGCUCACUGAGCGGCGGAACCACGCCCGGGAGCUGGUGCGCGCGGAGGAUCUGAGACGCUGGGACGCGCUGGUGGUCAUGUCCGGAGACGGGCUGAUCCAUGAGGUGGUGAACGGGCUCAUGGAGCGGCCUGACUGGGAGACCGCCAUCCAGAAGCCCCUGUGUAGCCUCCCGGCCGGCUCUGGCAAUGCGGUGGCCGCUUCUUUGAACUAUUACGCCGGGUAUGAGCAGGUGACUAAGGAAGACCUCCUGACCAACUGCACACAGCUGCUGUGCCGCCGGCUGCUGGCGCCCAUGGACCUGCUAUCCCUGCAGACCGCCUGCGGGCAGCGCCUCUUCUCUGUGCUCAGCCUGGCAUGGGGUUUCAUCGCCGACGUGGAUCUGGAGAGCGAGAAGUUUCGGCGCCUGGGCGAGAUCCGCUUCACUCUAGGCACCUGCCUGCGCCUGGUGGCCCUGCGCACCUACCGGGGCACCCUGGCCUACCUGCCCGCAGAAACGCUGGCCUCCAGGAGGGGCCCCUCCCCGGCUCGGGCCCCGCAGGCCCCCGCGGACACCCACGUGGUGCCCCUGGAGCAGCCAGUGCCUCCUCACUGGACGGUGGUGCCGGAGCAGGACUUCGUGCUGGUGUUGGCACUCCUGCACUCCCACCUGGCCAGUGAGCUUUUCACCGCCCCCAUGGGCCGCUGUUCGGCUGGCGCCAUGCAUCUGUUCUACGUGCGCGCCGGCGUGUCCCGGGCCAUGCUGCUGCGCCUCUUCCUGGCCAUGGAGAAAGGCAGGCACAUGGAGUGCCACUGCCCUCACCUGGUGUAUGUGCCCGUGGUUGCCUUCCGCCUGGAGCCCAAGGAUGGGAAGGGUGUGUUUGCUGUGGAUGGGGAACUGCUGAUCAGUGAGGCUGUCCAGGGCCAGGUUCUCCCCAACUACUUCUGGAUGGUCAGUGGCUACAGGGAGUCCCCACCCUCUCUGAAACCGCAGCCCUCACCCCGCAGGAAGUCUCAGCAGAGGCCGCCCCCAGCAGAGCGCCGGUGACUCCGUGGGCCUUGCCAGUGCCUUUGUCUACUUGGUUUACUCUGUGCUCAGGCCCCCCACCCCUCUCCCCCUCCUCCCCCAGGACUGGAGGGCCUGUCCACAGCGCACGUGGUGAGUUGGGAGGAGGAGACGCCUGGAGGAGGGUGGGAAAGACAGGCUCUGCCCACCAAAGGCCAGAUGGUGUUGGGGUAGGAGCAGGGAAGCCACCCUCGAAUCAGAUCUGAAUAAACUGACAUUCCCAGCCUGCUGGUCUUAUCCUAGCGGGUGCGGAGAGUGGGGUCUUGCUUCUGCCGGGGCUCUAGAAUUUAACCUGAUGACCAGCCCAGUGGUCCCUCCUGGAUGGGGCAGUGUGUGGUACCAGCCCCUGGGAAGUCAUUUUGGUAGUGGGCACAGGACCAGAGCUGGUCCAGGCUGCUUUUGCAGGGGUUGGGGCCCUGCCCCAGUGAUGAUUAUACCCUGUCUGGUUUGGAGCCAACCGCUUCUUGGCACAGGUAGGAAGACUGAGGUUUAGAGCAAGUCUUACCUAGGGCUAUACAGCCAGCGCAUCUCAGCCAAAAGGGAGACUGUCCCGGAGUUAGGGGCACUGGGGAAAACUGGCAAGGAGCAACAGAGGUCAAAAUAGCAGAGAGCUGUCCCCCUUUUUUACAAGGAGUCUGUCGUCUGUCCAGGGCGGGCUCUGGGGCUCCCCUGCCCUCAUCUGUCCUUGUUGGGGAGCAGUGGGCUGGGGUUUAAAAGGAAGCAGCGGUGACGAGGGGCAGAUUCCAGCCAUCCAGAGUGGCUUUGAGCCCAGGCCAGCCCCCUCCAGCAUCUGGAAGGAGCUGAACUGGUGGACCUGGUCAGAGGCCCCCGGGGACCAGAGAUGCUGCUGCUGCCCUACUGAAAGGUGGCUCCAGGACCCAGGCCCUGCUCAGAGGCAAGAGCACCCACCCACUGAACUUCUAGACCCUCACCUCCCGGCCCCUGCGAGUCCUUGAUGGGAGAUGAAGAGGCUUGGAAGCAGGCUAGGUGGGGAAGGGGCUGCUGCCUUGAGAUGCCCCCCACCCCCUGCCCCCCAGCCACAGGGACCUUUCCUUCCCCUGGGGAGGGUGUGUGAGGUGCCCCCGAGGGAAAGAAAGGCGACAGAGCCCAGAUGAAUGGCAGAGGCAGGUUUAAUGGUGCCACCUUGUCUGUUUUGUACAUUGUAAUGAGCCAAACCGAAAAAAAUGCAAGUAAAAAAAAAAAAAAGUUUAAUCACACAGCACUUUAUACAGAUAUCUUAAGCAAUAGGCAUUCACAUCUCCACGUGAACAACGCACCGGGAAGCACAGCCCCGCCAGUCACUCUGGGUGAUCCUCAAAUAAGACCCCGACUCUGGGCUCCGAUCGCCGCAGCCCCGGUCUGGCCCCCGGCCUUCCCCGCGCUGCCGCCGGCCGCGUGCUCGCGGCGG